Messenger RNA from Metschnikowia bicuspidata var. bicuspidata NRRL YB-4993, 512 nucleotides. RefSeq lists its product as uncharacterized. The coding region runs from base 102 to 362 and encodes 86 amino acids. Lineage: Eukaryota; Fungi; Ascomycota; Pichiomycetes; Serinales; Metschnikowiaceae. The record is from RefSeq and is a predicted model, not a curated record. The transcript has a single exon.
CAUGAUUUGACCCGAAAACAAGCGUGGUCUUACAGCUACGCUGUAGCAUAUCUCUAUUCAGACAAAAAUCGCCCGUUUCUUGGUAAUUAAUACCACAUGACAUGAAGUACAAAACGUUCUGGAUAAUGGUCUGGACUGUGAGUCUGUGCAGAGGAUUUUGGCAAAAAGACGGAUUCAUCACUAGACCCUUGACGACUGGGACCCGAUACCCAUUGACCCCUAUUGGACGUUUUGAAAUAUUACAUCUCUGUGCAAGAACGGGUCAGAUAGUGAAGGGAAGCUACAACUGGAGAUUAAACCACAAAGACAAACUCGAUGAUUCCAAGACAAGGAAUGUGUUCGUAUUUGUAUUGCCGUCUUGACCGGCGCUGGUCUAGCAAAAUUGGUUCUUGAAUAGCUAGCAGUAAGUGACGGACAUCAAAUCUCCCGUUGCAAGUGAAGGCGUCGACGUACAAUAUUUUUUAAUAGAGGGACACGGAUUAAACAUUUCUGUAGAGUGCACAUUUAAGACC